GCGACUUCGAAAUCGAAGGACCAGAGCGACCAGGUUACCACGAUCGGGCCCGAGCCCUUGCUGACGGGCGUGGACACGAACGGGCCCUGGAAGGGAGUGCUGUAUGGCUUCUGGCCUGCUCUCGUCCUUGUGCUGGGCAUGGUCGUGGUUCUCGCGAUCCUGAACGCGCGCUGGGCUUCGGAUGGUUCGUUGGGCUUUCAGGAACUGCAUGGAAGGACUGUGGUCGCAGGUGCCCGCUUGGAGUCGUUGGGCCUGCUGAUGUGGCGCCUUGCUUGCCUGAUGCUUUCGGUGGCGCCGCUGGUUCUCAGCGUCAGGCGGUACAAUGCCAAAGAGAAGGAGCCCCAUGAGAUUUUGCCCUUCUUCCUCUCCGGUGGUGUGGAGAUCUUGCUCGUGUACUUCACUCUUUGGACUUGGUGCAUCAUUACGCUCUACUUCCUUCUGGCCAGCAGCGCAAGCUUCGUCUAUGUCGUCUUCGGGUGGACUCCGACGACGCGUCUGGCCACAAGCCUUUGGAUUGUGUUUGACAUCGCCUUCGGGACGUCGUGGCUGGUCUUCUGGGCAGUCUGGCUGCUGCUAUUGCCCUUUGCAUACUUGGCGAAGCGCAAGGCGGCAGUGGACAGCUUGCUGGAGCCGCUGUUGUUGUACAUGCACAAUGCCAACGUGAUCCUGCUCACUGGAGAGGCUCUUUUCUGUCAGUGGAGCUUGCGAGUUGAGCACUCCAUCUUCCCAGCGUAUGUUGUCCUUGCCUACACGGUCUGGAACUGGUGGCUUAAGACGAAGACCGGCCACUGGCUGUACUUCUUCAUGGACUACAACAGGCCAUCCAUGGUUCCAACGUUCCUCAUCCUUGUCGCGAUCGAGGUGGCAUCUUUCCGCGCUGGGGCAAGCUUGGCAGACCUCGGACAAUGA
Symbiodinium necroappetens is the source of this 909-nucleotide messenger RNA. The record is from the annotation of a GenBank genome assembly. Lineage: Eukaryota; Dinophyceae; Suessiales; Symbiodiniaceae.